GCGGGGAAUGGAAACGGCCUGGGGCAGCGCUGUGCCUGGGCGCCCGAACUUUUCUGGCAUGCGCGGGCCGGCUCCAGUCGUGAACAGGAGCCAGAGUAGGAUCCUUUCGUCCUGCCCGUUCUGGUCUUCACUUUACUUGGGCGCCUGGGCAGGGCAUAUGGUCGGGGCUUAUGGCGCAACCGCAUUCGGUGCGCACCCGCAAGCUGACCCGCAUCUUGCUGGGUGCCCCAGUUAGUGGCUGAGUGGCUUGUUUGUCUGAGAACUUGUCCCCCACUCCGGGGCCCCAGAGUGGCCGUGCUGCAAGUGAGAUGGAGGCUGUCAUGGUCCUCAGCUGUUGGGGAGAGGGAGGGAGGGAGGCAGUCAGGGGCUUGGGACCCCACUCGGACUGUUCGAGCUUGUCCUGGCGUCUCCAGACCGCGCAAAGACAGGUGAUGAGGAUCUAAGGUCCCAGAAGCUAGGGUUUCCCCUCAGCCCUUGAGUGGCCAUGUCCAAUCCCACUGCCCCACCUCCCUAUGAGGACCACAACCCCCUGUACCCUGGCCGUCCACCUCCUGGGGGCUACGGACAGCCGUCUGUCCUGCCUGGUGGUUACCCUGCCUACCCCGCCUACCCUCAACCUGGUUACGGGCACCCUGCUGGCUACCCACAGCCGAUUCCUCCUGUCCAUCCAAUGCCCAUGAACUACGGCCAUGACUAUAGUGAGGAGGAGAGAGCAGGAAGUGACAGCUUUGGUCCUGGAGAAUGGGAUGACCGGAAAGUCCGACAUACCUUCAUCCAAAAGGUGUACUGCAUCAUUUCUGUCCAGCUGCUCAUCACUGUGGCCAUCAUUGCUGUCUUCACCUUUGUGGAACCAGUCAGUGAAUAUGUGAGGAGCAAUGUGGCGGUGUACUACGUGUCCUAUGCUGUCUUCAUUGUCACCUACCUGAUCCUUGUCUGCUGCCAGGGACCCAGACGCCGAUUCCCAUGGAACAUCAUCCUGCUAACCAUCUUUACUUUGGCUUUGGGCUUUAUGACAGGCGCUAUUUCCAGUAUGUAUGAAACCAAAGCUGUCAUCAUUGCUAUGAUCAUCACUGCCGUGGUAUCCAUUGCUGUCACCAUCUUCUGCUUUCAGACUAAGGUGGACUUCACCUCAUGUACAGGCCUCAUCUGUGUGCUGGGAAUAGUGUUGGCAGUAACCGGUGCUGUCACAAGCGUAGUGCUGUUUUUUGAAUAUAUUUACUGGCUCCACAUGGUCUACGCAGGUCUGGGGGCCAUCUGUUUCACCCUGUUCCUGGCUUAUGACACGCAGCUGGUCCUGGGGAACCGGAAGCAUACCAUCAGCCCAGAGGACUACAUCACAGGCGCCCUGCAGAUCUACACAGAUAUAGUCUACAUCUUCACCUUUGUGCUCCAGCUUGUAGGAAAUCGAGACUGAGACAGAGAGGGAGAGAGAUGUCCCUUUCACUGGCCUGGGACUCACCUUGUCUCCCCUCAAGUAAUCUGCUCAGUUUCCUCUCCGUCCUGGGGAUGAGAGGGUCUCUGGCUGUGUUCUGUGAGAGCCAUGAGUGCUGGGGUUACUGGCACCUCUUGCCCUUGGUGGGCUUGAUAAGAACUAGACUGAAGGUGUUUCUCCUUCCCUUCACCCACAAUGAGUAUGCACCAAACUUUUCAUGUGUGUGUGUGUGUGGAGGGGGAGUAGGGAGCCGGUGAACACAGGAGCUCUGAGGUGAAGAGGGUCCUCUCCCACCUCGGCCACAGGGUUCUAGGCUAGGAGCUGGAGCUGUUUCCCUCCUGGAUCCAAUAAAGCCAGAUGCUUCACCUCUAGCUCCAGUGUUCAUAGGCCACUUAUGCUGUCUGAACUCUUUCGGCUUGGCAUCUCUUAGCUUUAGAAGCUAGAAGAGAUCUGUGCCCUGGGGUCUCUCUGUUCCAACCCCAUCUUCCAGUAACAUGUAUCCAUUAUUUAUCUGGGCUAGGGGAAAAGACAGUGAGCAAAGUUCAUUCAGUAUGGGGGGAGGGUAGCACAGAAUGGUGUCCCCCUGACUGGCACCCAUCUUGGCUACCAUCCAGGUCCAAAGUGCUUGAGGCCUUCUGAGGCUUUUAAAAUCUGACCUA
This is a messenger RNA of Rattus rattus (black rat), 2091 nucleotides long. RefSeq names its product transmembrane BAX inhibitor motif containing 1 (gene Tmbim1). The transcript has 12 exons. Gene Ontology annotation, cellular component: Golgi apparatus; membrane; endoplasmic reticulum. NCBI's taxonomy places the organism in Eukaryota, Metazoa, Chordata, Mammalia, Rodentia, Muridae. Bases 485 to 1414 code for a protein of 309 amino acids. The record is from RefSeq and is a predicted model, not a curated record. Gene Ontology annotation, biological process: negative regulation of apoptotic signaling pathway.